Molecule: messenger RNA, 483 nt
Organism: Ectocarpus siliculosus
Lineage: Eukaryota; Phaeophyceae; Ectocarpales; Ectocarpaceae
Source: the annotation of a GenBank genome assembly
AUGGCGAUGACACAAGACGAACACUGGAUGGAGGCACAGAGAAAGCGCAUCAAGGAAGCGUUUGCUCUCUUCGAUAAAGACAAAAAAGGUAGUGUGGUACAAGAGGAGGUUUCCACCAUCAUGCGAUAUCUCGGCGCGUACCCAUCGGAAAAAGCCAUGACCCAGGAAGUGUUGCCGGACAUGCAAGGAGAUGACGUGACGGCGGCCGUAACAUAUGCUUCUUUCGAGACCAAAAUGCUGGAGAUACUGGCGUCAAGAGCUUGGGAUCCUGAUCCCCCAGAAGUCUUGCUGAGGGCGUUUCGUGCCAUCGACGAAAAAGGCUGCGGUUACAUCGAAACCGCGAAGAUGAACGAACUGCUCGUGAGCAAGGGAACGCCAUUCCGAGCAAAGGAGAUCGAGGCCUUCUUAAGCGUUGCCAAGGACACCGAAACUGGACACAUAUACUUCGAGGAUUAUGUCGCGUCACUGACGACGGAUGGGUGA